Molecule: messenger RNA, 1855 nt
Organism: Vigna unguiculata (cowpea)
Lineage: Eukaryota; Viridiplantae; Streptophyta; Magnoliopsida; Fabales; Fabaceae
Product: 2-oxoglutarate (2OG) and Fe(II)-dependent oxygenase superfamily protein
Biological process (GO): peptidyl-proline hydroxylation to 4-hydroxy-L-proline
Cellular component (GO): endoplasmic reticulum
Molecular function (GO): procollagen-proline 4-dioxygenase activity; L-ascorbic acid binding; iron ion binding
Source: RefSeq, a predicted model, not a curated record
AAGAAUUAGGGGUUGUGGAGAGAAAAACUAUGUGCUUAACAGAAAUUGGGCCCAACACGCAAACAUAAAUUGAACAAAUAGAGAACGUUGGCGGCGAUGUCCGAGAGGCCGACAACAUCGCCACCAACGAGGAAGAGAAAAAUGGGAGACGUAGAGGAUACCACUCCCAAGAAACCUGCGGCAAAAUGGCCUCUCAUCAAACCCAAAAAGAAUCUUCAGAUUACCCAACUCCGAGAUUUCGAUCUCUUCACGGUCCAGAAUUUUUUCUCCUCUGCUGAAUCGAAGGCAUUCGUUAAAAAUGCUGAGUCAAUUGGUUUUGCUCAUCAAGGGAGUCUAGGUCCUACUUAUGGUGAAGCUUACAGAGAUAAUGAUCGAAUCUCGGUGGAUGAUCCUGUCCUUGCAGAUACUAUUUGGGAGUCUGGACUUAGCAAAAUGUUCUCUGAUAUAAAAAUUCGCGGAAAGGUUGCUGUAGGCCUGAAUCCAAAUAUUAGAUUCUAUAGGUACAAGACUGGUCAGCGGUUUGGACGGCACAUUGACGAAAGUGUUAAUCUUGGAGAUGGAAAACGCACUUAUUAUACUCUUCUAGUGUAUUUGAGCGGUGGACCUAGUGAACUUAAAUCAAAGCCCAAAAUUGAUUCCAGCAAUUCCUCAGUUUCAUCUGUUGAUCCUUUAGUUGGAGGAGAAACAGUAUUUUAUGGUCCAAGAAAUAAGAUUGUGGCUGAGGUGGCUCCUACUGAAGGGACAGCACUUCUUCACCUUCACGGAGAUAAAUGUUUGUUGCAUGAAGCCAGAAAUGUUACCAAGGGUAUCAAGUAUGUGUUUCGUUCAGAUGUAGUAUUUGCUUGAAGAAUGGUUCAUGACUAGUACCACAUAAUCUGAUCAUAAAAUGUGUCUACUAAAGGGUACCAAGAAUUUAGCAAGUUUAAAGUAGUUUGGAGACUUGGAUAUUACCAUGGCUACCACAUCUCUUGCUGAAAUUGCAAUUAUAUCAGCACAAGAAACAGUGCGCGGGCAAGCCGAUUCAAUCUUUGCUUUGGCUUCAUCAAUCACAUAGAACGACCGAACUGAUAUGUUAGGAGGGCCAUCUUUCUCUGCUUGGUUGUUGGCUGUUGAGUCCAUCAAUAUUGAUGCAUCACACCCCUGUCAUUGAACAUCAAUCAAAACACGCAUUUGUACACAUUAGUUACUUUUGAUCAUUCAUCAGUGUGAAUACUCUGUGCACCUGCGUGUGUUUUGUCUUGGGUGAAAGAUCAUACCCUUAUGAAACAAUCAUGGAAGAACAUUCUCAAGACACGAGCUGGAACUUUUGGAUCAUGCUUGGAAGCUUUGAGAACAGUCUCUGAAAUUAAUUUUUCCAAUUGUGGGCAGGUUUGGUCGUAGUAAUGAGCAUGAAGUUCAGCUUUGGAUACUGAAAAUGUUGUCAAAAGGAGGAAAAUGAUUGGAAAAAUGUUUUCUGCUGGCAGAAGGGCCAUAUGAUAGAUCAGAAUUUUUGUAUUUUGAAAAUGAGGCUUGGAUGAGAACCUCAUGAAAGAUGCAUUGCGAUAUUUAUACCAUAGUAGUGUACGAUUUAGCAAAAACAUGCUUAAGUGUGAUUAACUGUACUUCAAAAGUUAGAAUAUUAGCCUAGAAGUACAGAUUUUGACCUGUCUUCUGUUAUGCUUUAUCAAAAAACCUACGCAGAUCUUCUGUUGCUAACAGAAGUACAAACAGAAGGUUUCUAUCGUGUACUUAAUUGUUUAGCUUUGAGUAAGGCCUUAAGGUUGUUUCUUAGGUUUCAUUGCUUGUAAUUAAGAUAAUAUUUUCGUCCAACAUCCUGGUUAGGUUACAUGUUACUUCAUAAGUUGUUCUGUUGGUA